Messenger RNA from Adineta steineri, 351 nucleotides. The record is from the annotation of a GenBank genome assembly. Lineage: Eukaryota; Metazoa; Rotifera; Eurotatoria; Adinetida; Adinetidae.
AUGUUACUUCGUCUAUUCAUACUAAUUUUAGGUAUUGGAAUAGUUCGCUUUGGUGAUACCUGCACCAAACGAAAACUGGGUGGAUGGCAAUCAAGUAAUGAUGAUACUUUACAAACUGAAAUGGUGACAUUAGCACAGCAACAAUUAGAAGCAACUUCCGAUUUAUCCUCUCAACCCAUUCGAGUACUCAGUUUUCAGACACAAGUAGUAGCUGGUACUAAUCUACGUUUAUUAUUUAUCGUCAAUGAACAACAACAAUGCACUUUACAAGCUUUCAAACCAUUACCUUACACUGAGCUACCUACACAAAUCACAUCUUUUCAAUGUAACAAUGUCACGGAGCAGGCUUAA